This is a messenger RNA of Calliphora vicina (urban bluebottle blowfly), 5547 nucleotides long. RefSeq lists its product as uncharacterized. The transcript has 5 exons. Lineage: Eukaryota; Metazoa; Arthropoda; Insecta; Diptera; Calliphoridae. Gene Ontology annotation, biological process: proteolysis; DNA integration. The coding region runs from base 1 to 5547 and encodes 1848 amino acids. The record is from RefSeq and is a predicted model, not a curated record. Gene Ontology annotation, molecular function: nucleic acid binding; aspartic-type endopeptidase activity.
AUGAGUCUUUCUCAGGAAAACGAUACCAAUGUAAAGCAUGAAAAGUUUCUCUUUGAUUGCGACCAUAUACUUGCGUUUUGCAAUAUUUUCGGCAAAUCUGAUUUGGAAGAUCAAACUGAUUCUGUAUUAGAAACAAAAUUGGAAGAUCUUGAUAAAAGAUGGCUAAAAUUGCAAAAUUCAUACGAAUCUCUAAUGAUUUGCCCAAGAUCUGAGAAUAAUAAAGAAUACAAAGAAAACGCUAAGAUAAACUUCAAUGCUUGCUCUGAUACAUUUUACACAUGUAGAUCACACAUUAUGGAUCUACUGAAGCUCUCAAGAGCAUGUGAAGUUCAAACUUCAAGGGCUCGAUCGAGUAGUCUACCUCAAACAAAUCCCAUAGGAACAAGAACAUCAUUCAUUAAGCUCCCUCCUUGUGAAAUAGACACUUUUACAGGUAGCUACGAAGAAUGGCCCUCUUUCCGUGAUCUUUUCACUACCGCAUGUAUUGAGAAUAAUGAAAUUCCAAAGGCCCAAAAGCUAUUUUACUUGAGAGUAAAAACAAGUGGUAGCGCUGGAGCAAUUGUCAAACGAUACACAUUAUGCGAUGAAAAUUUUGAUCAUGCAUGGAAUGCACUAAAGUCCCGAUAUGACAAUAAGCGCGUUUUAGUAGACAAUAAACUAAAAGUUCUCUUUAAUAUCCCUGUCGCAAUUUCAGAAAACAGCGAAUCUAUCCAAAAAAUUCAUUCGACAGUCACUGAUUGUUUAACUUCCCUAAAAGCACUUAACGUGAAAGUAGAAGGAUGGGACCCAAUCCUCAUUUAUUUAGUCUCAACUAAAUUGCCCGACGACACUCUAGCCCUCUGGGAACAAUCUUUCAAAUCUCAACGUGAAAUGCCAACAUGGGCGCAAAUGGAUGAAUUCCUCAAAAUUGAACAUAGCGAUGACACUCCCUCAACAUCGGCAAAUUGUCAAGUUCAAGCUAAUUUCUCAUCUAAUAACGUCAACAUUUUACUUCGUACAGCUCUAGUACAAAUAGAACACAUUGGGGAAUUGUUCACAGUCAGAGCACUAAUAGACCCAGGUUCCCAAAGAACAUUCAUAUCUGAAAGAAUUAGAUUUCUCCUCAAAUUACCCUAUCAGAAAGCUCAAGUAGAAGUUGUUGGAAUCGGAGGUCAAGUUCAAUCAGCAAAUAAGGAAUGUAAUAUUACUUUAUUUGCUAAACGUUGCAAUUUAAAAUUCACGUUGAAUGCGAUCGUACUACCAAAACUGACCAAAAGAAUUCCCGCAAUUUCUUUUGACCUUCCUAAUUCUUCUCAACUCUCUAGUCUCGAUCUAGCAGAUCCCAAUUUCAACUGCUCUUCUCAAAUCGAUCUAAUUAUCGGAAAUGACUCAGAACACUUCAUUAACAUUGAAGGUAUUAAAAAAAAUAUCUGUGGACAAGCAUCGGCUUAUAAUACGAUAUUUGGCUGGGUUUUAAGCGGUCCAAUUGAGACUAACACUGUACAAACGCUUACCACAACUGUCACUCCUUCUGAAAACUCUGCUCUAAAUAAUACAUUGAGACAAUUUUGGGAACAAGAAGAGUUGCCCCUUAAGCCAGUUAUUUCAGAAGAAGAUCAAUAUUGCGAAACAUUUUAUAAGCAAACGACAACUAGAGACUCUGAUGGAAGGUAUGUUGUAAGACUUCCGUUAAAAAAGGAAUUUCCCCAUUCAAAAUUUCUCGGCCCUUCACGAAUUUUAGCUCUAGUCCAAUAUUCACGUAUAAACCAAUCUUUGUCUAAAACUCCAGAACUACAAAACGAAUAUUAUAAUGUACUUGAAGAAUAUUUAACUCUUAAUCACAUGGAACCAGUUUCCUAUCGUGAAAUUGUAUCAGAUGGCAAAUAUUUCUCAUUUUAUCUUCCCCAUCACGCAGUAGUUCGCCCUGAACACAAAACCACUAAAGUAAGAGUAGUGUUUAAUGCAUCUCGAAGCACAAAAUCAGGUUUUUCACUUAAUGACAUAUUAUACACUGGUCCCACAUUGCAAACUGAAUUGAUAACUGUAAUUCUCAACUGGCGAAUAUACAAAUAUGUCUUUAGCGGCGACAUACAAAAAAUGUAUCGUCAAAUUUUAGUUCACCCAGACGAUAGACCUCUUCAGCGGAUAAUAUAUCAACAAAAUCCCACUAGCCCAAUUAAAGAUUAUCAACUCAAGACCGUUACAUUUGGUGUCAACUGUGCACCCUUUCUCGCAAUACGCACUCUGCACCAACUUGCUGAUGACUGUCAAGAAAAAUACCCUAAAGCUGCUCAAAUUUUACGCCAAGAGACAUAUGUAGACGACAUAUUGUCUGGUGGGCACACAGUUGAAGAAGCAAAAGAUUCACAGUCUCAGAUCCUGGACACUCUUAAGUCCGCUGGAUUUAUUCUAAAGAAAAUCACCGCAAAUGAUACCCAAUUACUGGCUCAAAUACCAACUGAAGAUCUCUAUGACUCCAAUUUAUUACGAUUUCACGAAACAAGCGCUACAAAAACUCUAGGAAUAAAAUGGAAUGCUCUAACUGAUGAAUUUACCUACUCAUUCUCACCAAUUCCCCAAGCCGAAAGUAUCACUAAGCGUAAAAUGUUGUCAGGUAUAGCCUCAAUUUUCGAUCCUGCAGGUUGGAUAACUCCUAUUGUUGUUAGAGCUAAAAUGCUAAUGCAGCAAUUAUGGCUAGAAGGUAAGCAGUGGGACGAUAAAGUCAGCUCCGAAAUUUUAGAUAAGUGGAAUAAACUGCUUACAGAUCUCUCUCACAUUGACAAGAUAAAAAUACCAAGAUGGCUCCAAUACUACCCCAAGGAUAACAUUCAGAUUCACGGCUUCUCAGAUGCUUCCAAAGGAGCAUAUUGUGCAACAGUUUACCUACGUUGUCAAAGUAAAUCUCAAGUCGUAUUCUCUAACCUUAUAAUAGCAAAAAGCAAAGUAGCUCCUCUACAGCCAGUUUGUUUACCUAGAUUAGAACUCUGUGGUGCUGUACUCUUAGCUACAUUAGCUAAAUAUGUCAUAGACUCCUUAAAAUUACCUCAAUGUGAAAUCUACCUGUGGACAGACUCAUCAAUUGUCAUUGGAUGGCUUUCUAAACCUCCCUGGACAUGGGAAACAUAUGUGGCUAAUCGAACAGCACAAAUUCAUAACGCUCUACCCAAUGCAACCUGGGGUCAUGUUCGCACUCAUGAUAAUCCUGCAGAUCUCGGUACUCGUGGAUGUAAACCCCAAGAACUUUCGAACAAUAUGCUAUGGUGGCAAGGACCACCUUGGCUAUCAAAACCACAAUCGGAAUGGCCAAAAAACAAUCAAUUGCAGACCCAAAAAAUUGAACAAAAAGUCCAAUGUUUACAAACAUCUAUUAAUGAAACUGAUAUUUUAAAUAGAUUCUCAUCAUACCACAAAGCUCUAAGAGUGUUAUCUUACGUAUUUCGGUUUUAUCAUAACAGCAUUACAAAAUUUAGAUCUCAGUUUACUCAUACACAGAAAUGUCUUACUCAAAAGGAGGUUAACUUCGUAAAACUGCGACUAAUAGCGUUAGCUCAAAAAUCUCACUAUCAGGCAGAAUUUAAAGAUAUCUCAAAUUCUCUGCCAAUCUCUAACCGAAGCUCAUUAAAAUCGCUUAACCCAAUUUUGGACACAGAUAAUAUUCUGCGAGCAAACGGACGUCUUGUAAAUGCAUCACUACCAUAUAACGAACGCUGCCCAAUAAUAUUGCCAGGUAAUUCUCUAUUUUGUCAACUUUACUUGGAACAUUUGCAUUUGUUUCUAGCUCAUGCUGAAUAUAAUCAAAUAUCUAGAAUGGUCCAAACAGAAUUUUAUAUAUCCCGACUAAAGCCUCGUAUUAAAAAGAUAAUACGUCAUUGUAAGACAUGUAUAAUAUAUAAACAAAAGCCAUGUACUCAAAUAAUGUCACCCUUACCACCCGACAGAUGCAAACUCUCAGCUCCAUUUCAAAUAACUGGCAUAGACUUCGCCGGCCCAUUUGAAUUAAAAGGCUCAACUCUUAGAAACGCACCUAUAGUAAAAGGCUAUGUGUGCGUAUUUGUGUGCUUUAGCACAAAGGCAAUUCAUCUGGAAGUAUGUUCAAACUUGUCAACAGCAGCUUUUCGUGCAGCAUUUUCUCGUUUCGUUGGGAGGCGGGGACUCCCUUUCAGGAUAUAUUCUGACAAUGGUCGUAAUUUCGUUGGAGCCAGUCGACAACUGAAACGUGAAUUUGAUUCCUUUAUAAAAUCUACCUCAACAGAUAUUGCAGAAAAAUAUGUUACACAUGGUCUCGAAUGGAUAUUUAUUCCUCCUCACGCUCCUCAUAUGGGUGGUUUAUGGGAAGCCGCCGUAAAAAGUUUUAAGUUUCAUUUAAAACGAGUUGCCGGUUCUCACAAAUUCAAUUUCGAAGAAUUCUCUACUAUUUUAACUCAAAUAGAAGGAAUCUUAAAUUCACGUCCCAUUUCGGCCAUGUCAGACGACCCAGCAGACUUUAAAGCCCUAACUCCAGGACACUUUUUAAGAGGCGCACCCAUUAUGAGUUUCCCUGAAAACUAUGAACACAAAAUUGGACUCAUUAAUCGUUGGGAAAGACUUAAAGCGAUCCAUCAACAGAUGGCUAUUAGAUGGAAAGAAGAUUAUUUGAAGUCGCUCCACAAAAGAUAUAAAUGGAAAAAUGUCUCAACAAAUUUGAAAUCAGGUGAUCUCGUAGUCAUCAUGGAUGAUUUGUUACCUCCAUCCGAAUGGAGAUUGGGCAGAAUCGAAACAACUCACAUUGGUUCAGAUGAUAACGUUCGUGUAGCGGAUGUUAGAACAGCAACAGGCCAAUAUAUAACCACCGAAGGCAUCAGGAGCGAACACGUGACCCUGACGUGUACCAGUGCCGAUUGUGUAAACGCUUCCACUCCAUCAGGCAUUCGAAGUCGUCUCGACAAAAAGCCCCCAAAGCGUAGAGAAUCAGCAAGGUCAACACGUUCAGCACCAUCAAAUCAACGUCAUCAUCCAAGACAAACAUCAACUGACCGCCAGCACCAAUCAGCUUCUUCAGCAGUUCCAGACCAACGCAUCAUUUCCGAAGCCAUUCGUUCCUUAGCACAGGUUCUUUGUGUUCAACCACAACCUCCUGCACCUGAAUCUGAAGUAGAAGAUGAUGUAGAACCUGAAGUAGAACCUGAUGUAGAACAUGAAGUGGAACAUGGAGUAGAACCUGAACUAGAACCUGGAGUAGAACCUGAAGUAGAACCUGGAGUAGAAGAUGAUGCAGAACCUGAACUAGAACCUGAAGUAGUAGAUGAUGUAGAACCUGAAGUAGAACCUGAUGUAGCACCUGAAGUAGAACAUGAUGUAGAACCUGAAAUAGAACCUGAAUUAGAAUCUGAAGUUGAAGAUGAUGUAGAACCGGAAGUAGAACCUGAACUAGAACCUGAAUUAGAACCUGAAGUAGAACCAGAAGUAGAACCUGAACUAGAACCUGGAGUAGAACCUGAACUAAAACCUGAACUAGUACCUAAACUAGAAUUUGAAGGAGAACCAGAAGUAGAACCUGAUGUAGAACCUGAACUAGAACCUGAAAUAUAA